CGGCGCAGGACUACACUUCCCAGCGUGCACGGCGGGCCGCGGGGCUGUGUUGGGCAAUGGAUCGCGACGCGGCGGCAGGACAGGGGCGGCCGAGCACCCACCUGGCCGCGCUGGUGCUGGCGCGCGGCGGCAGUAAGGGCAUCCCGCUGAAGAACAUCAAGCUGCUGGCGGGCGUGCCGCUCGUGGGCUGGGUGCUGCGUGCUGCCGCCGACGCCGGCGUUUUCCACAGUAUAUGGGUUUCUACGGACCAUGAUGAAAUUGAGAAGGUUGCAAAGCAGUUUGGUGCUCAAGUUCAUCGAAGAAGCCGUGAAGUUUCUCAAGACUCCUCAACUUCUCUAGAAGCUAUCAGAGAGUUUCUUAAUCAUCAUCAUGAGGUUGAUAUUGUAGGAAAUAUUCAAGCAACAUCUCCCUGUUUACAUCCAAGUGAUCUUAUAAAAGUGGCGGAUAUGAUCCAGAAGGAGGGGUUUGAUUCCGUCUUCUCUGUUGUGAGGCGACAUCAAUUCAGAUGGAGUGAAGUAAAAAAAGGAGAAAACAAAAUGACAGAACCCCAGAACCUGAAUCCAGCAAAACGAUACCGAAGGCAAGAUUGGCCUGGGGAACUGUAUGAAAAUGGUUCGUUCUAUUUUGCCAGGAGACAGUUGAUCGAGAAGGGCUACUUGCAGGGUGGCAAAAUGGCCUACUAUGAAAUGCGUGCAGAGCACAGUGUGGAUAUUGAUAUAGACAUUGAUUGGCCUAUUGCAGAGCAGAGAGUAUUGAGCUUUGGAUAUUUUGGCAAAGAGCCAUUAAAAGAGGUGAAGCUAUUGGUUUGCAGUAUUGAUGGAUGCCUGACAAAUGGUCGCAUUUAUGUGACAGAAGAUCGGAAGGAAAUGGUCUGCUACGAUUAUAGAGACAUUGUUGGUAUCAACCUAUUAAAGAAAAGAGGAAUCCAGGUUCGACUCAUCUCUGACAGAAAUUGUUCAAAAACACUGUCAGCCAUGCAGCUGGGGUGUAUAGCAAAAGUUAGUGCAACAAAUAAAUUAGAAGUCCUAGAGGAAUGGCAAAAAGACAUGGGUUUAAGCUGGAAAGAAGUCUCUUACUUAGGAAAUGAAGAGUCUGAUGUAGAAUGCCUGAAGAAAGCUGGCAUGAGUGGUGUGCCUGCUGAUGCUUGUGUAGUCGCUCAGAAAGCUGCUGGUUAUAUUUGUAAAAGCAAUGGUGGCUGUGGAGCUGUCCGGGAGUUUGCAGAACACAUAUUCCUGUUGUUAGAAAAGGUGAACUCAUCAAGGAAGCAAAUGGAAGAAAUGAGUUCAGCAGGAGAGAAAAUGGGGAAAUGAGAACAGCAGGAGAGGAAAUAAGGAAUGAAUGAAAAAGGACUAACACAGUUGGUCAGUCCUGCCUUUCUUCUCUUCCUCUCUCAUUAAGUCUGUAUCCCAAAGGAUGGUUUAUCUUCAAGUUUUACAUUGCCAUGAGUUACAGAGAUGUUUCCCUCUAAUUUAAGGUCUCACUUCAACUAAGUGCUGAUAUGGGUGAUUGUAUGCUGAUAAUAAUUAUCAUAUUCAGGAUUAUUUUAAAAGCCAUUAAAGAAAUGCUACAAAAAGUAGUGUUCUGUAAAUCUAAUCUUAAUCUUUACACCUGUCCUACAGGAAUGAUGUGUCUUUAGAUCAUAAUCCAGACAUUUUUCAGGGAUGAAUGAUUUUACAUGACUUGAAGAUCUGUAAUUCAGACUUUAAAAAAAAAAAAAAAUCUGAUCGUUUUUCUCAUUUGGAUUACAUUUCCUUUAUCAAAUGUCAGCAUGGUAUUGUAGUUGUGUGCUAUCUUUUUUGCAGGAUUCAUCUCCAUAAGGAAGAAUUUUAACACGCUGGAGAGAUGAGGAGAAAAAUAAAUAUCAAACUUCUUCCUGUAUUUUUAAAAGAAAGCUCAGUUACUGUAAACCCAGUUAAUAUUAUUUAAGAAAAGCACUUAAGUGUGUGUUAAAUUUCAAGCUCAUAAAUAAUUAAAUGGCAUUUGGAAUUGUGCCUCUUUGAGUCUGUUUAUAUUGGGGUUUAUGCAAGUGCUUAAAUUAACAUACGUGAAUGCUUUGUCAAAUUUGGGGUUAAAUUUCACACUAACAUUGAGAUUGUUCCGUUGUAGAAACUCGGUUUCUAUCUGUGAAGGCCUUUAUUACAAGCACUGAGUUAAAAACACUCUUAACGUUUAACGUGUAUUGUAUGGAAAACUAAAUGCUGUUUAAAAACAAAAGACAAAAACCAGAAAACAACCAAAACAUAGUUGUUGAUUGUGGUUUUAUAAAAACUGUAUAUAUACAGACUUUUUAGCAUGUUAAUUUAAAGCUGGUGUAUAUGUAUGCUUGUAUUUAUGGAAAAUACGAUUUUUACUGUGUCUUG
Molecule: messenger RNA, 2360 nt
Organism: Pezoporus occidentalis (night parrot)
Lineage: Eukaryota; Metazoa; Chordata; Aves; Psittaciformes; Psittacidae
Gene: CMAS
Product: cytidine monophosphate N-acetylneuraminic acid synthetase
Exons: 8
Coding region: 57-1310 (417 amino acids)
Molecular function (GO): N-acylneuraminate cytidylyltransferase activity
Source: RefSeq, a predicted model, not a curated record